AUUUAGUUACCUAAGUCUGCAAAGCGCACGAUCAUUGCUGCUACAUACGGAAGACUAGAAAGUUCCUUCCACGGUGACUGGUAAGAAAUUGUACAGUAUCUGGAAGCCUUCAUCCAGACAGGAGUGGAGGAUCCUGCGGUAGUCUCUAGCACACAAUGAUCAUCCCUGUGAGAUGCUUUACAUGUGGGAAAGUUGUUGGAAAUAAAUGGGAGGCGUACUUGGGCCUUCUUCAGGCUGAAUAUACAGAAGGGGAUGCUUUGGAUGCCCUAGGAUUGAAGCGGUACUGUUGUCGACGGAUGUUGCUCUCUCACGUAGAUCUAAUUGAGAAGCUACUGAAUUAUGCACCCCUAGAAAAGUAAACAAAAGAUUCCUUGCAUAGUGAGGAACACCAAAGCAAAUGACAGCCUUCAUAUCCACUUGUGUACAUGGAAGCCUUUGCAAUAGCAGGGACUGUGGCCAAGAUCUCUAGAUCAUCAAGACUUUUAUUUAAAAGUAUUGCAUGUUGAGUUAAUAAAAUAUAUUUAUUUAUCUGCUGUAGAAUUCUCCAACUUUGAUUAAAGAUAGACUGAAGGUUGGAACUCA
Messenger RNA from Rana temporaria (common frog), 582 nucleotides. Its product is annotated as DNA-directed RNA polymerases I, II, and III subunit RPABC5-like. NCBI's taxonomy places the organism in Eukaryota, Metazoa, Chordata, Amphibia, Anura, Ranidae. The transcript is spliced from 3 exons. Gene Ontology annotation, biological process: tRNA transcription by RNA polymerase III; transcription by RNA polymerase II; transcription by RNA polymerase I. The record is from RefSeq and is a predicted model, not a curated record. Gene Ontology annotation, cellular component: RNA polymerase I complex; RNA polymerase II, core complex; RNA polymerase III complex. Gene Ontology annotation, molecular function: DNA binding; zinc ion binding; DNA-directed RNA polymerase activity. The coding region runs from base 156 to 359 and encodes 67 amino acids.